AUGUCAUCACAACGAUUACAGGAAGAUUAUCCUGGCUCAAUUGAGAAUGGGAUCGAAAGCCGACCAACCAGAAGGACCCUCCAUUCUAGCCGCGAUAUUGAUGAUGAGCCCGAAAGUAUUCAUUCAACUGAGGAAUCAUCUUUAAUUCAUCAGUCUGAUGAUGAAGCCUACCCGAUUCAAGAAUCGUCGGGACCGCAUCGUCGCUUUGGUCUUCUUUCCACGACAUUUCUGAUAACCAAUCGCAUGAUUGGCACCGCAAUAUUCUCUGUGCCAUCAUCUAUCGCACAGUCCGUUGGGAGCGCUGGUGCAGCCCUGACGUUAUGGCUAGUUGGGUUUCUCCUGUCUUUCUGUGGAUUUCUCAUUUACCUUGAACUGGGCAGUCUGCUGCCUCACAAUGGUGGGGAGAAGGUCUAUCUUCAGGCGGCGUAUCCCCGACCACCAUUGCUAGUGAGUACAGUAUUUGCAACUCAUGUUAUAUUUCUCGGCUUUACUGGUAUUGGGACUGUCGUCGUUGCAGAGAAUAUGCUUCUGGCAUUUGGGGUCACAACAAAUGACUGGGUGAAACGUGGUAUAGCGAUCGCUAUCAUGGCAUGUAUAGCAGCCAUGCACGUUUACACGAAGAACUGGGGAAUCAAGCUAAUGAAUACGCUAGCCUCGAUCAAACUCAUAGUCCUCGUCCUCAUCAUCUUGACUGGCCUUAUAGUUCUCCAUGGGGAUGUGUCAAAUGUACCCCAUCCAGGAGCCAGCUUUGAACAUCCCUUCUCGGAAUCAUCUUCGCGUGUCAGUGAUUAUACGUUCGCUCUCUAUAAAGUCCUAGCCAGUUACCAGGGCUGGUGCAAUGCUGGCUAUGUUUUAGACGAAGUCAAAGACCCCCGUCGGACCCUCAAGAUCGCUGGCAUCUUAGGGCUUACCUCCGUGGGUCUUCUAUAUUUCAUGGUAAAUGUGGCAUACUUUGCUGCCGCAACCCCCAAAGAGCUGAGCGAGACUGGCGUCACAGUCGCUGCGCUGUUCAUCGGUAGGGUUUUUGGGGAGGAAAUGCAGUCAUUGAGUGCCGUCCUCGCUGCCCUUUCUUCUUUAGGGAACUUAAUGACAGCAUCGUUCUCAAUCUCGCGGGUGGUUCAAGGGUUUGCAGAGGAGCAAGUUCUGCCGUUCUCCUCAUUCUUUGCCAAGAAAUCGCGCUUUGGCUCACCAGCCGCUGCCUUCAUAUUGGUUUUCUUGUCAUCGUUCAUUAUGAUUAUCUGUGUACCGUUUGGGGAUGUUUACAACUUCAUCCUCGAUGUAGGCCAAUACGCAAUGGCGAUUGUCCAACUGUUCGUCGUUAUUGGCCUCUUCAUCAUCCGAAGACGAAUGACAUAUCCACAGCGGACUUUCAGGGUCUGGACGAGCGUUGCAUUGAUAUUCAUGGCUUCUCAGAUCUACUUGCUCUUUUCAACAUUCUCAAGUUCGGCGGAAAGCAGCUCAAGUCUACCAGUAUGGAUGACUCCUGUGACAUCAGUCCUGGUGCUUUCGUUUGGCAGUGUUUACUGGUUUUACGGGUGGGCAAUACAGCCUAGAAUGCGGGAGAGGUCUGACAGGAGGCCUCUGCCAUUGGAAGAUUCUCGCGAUGAUUAA
This is a messenger RNA of Aspergillus melleus, 1611 nucleotides long. RefSeq names its product APC family permease. The record is from RefSeq and is a predicted model, not a curated record. Bases 1 to 1611 code for a protein of 536 amino acids. Gene Ontology annotation, molecular function: L-amino acid transmembrane transporter activity. Gene Ontology annotation, biological process: amino acid transmembrane transport. The transcript has 5 exons. Gene Ontology annotation, cellular component: membrane. Lineage: Eukaryota; Fungi; Ascomycota; Eurotiomycetes; Eurotiales; Aspergillaceae.